Molecule: messenger RNA, 1686 nt
Organism: Papaver somniferum (opium poppy)
Lineage: Eukaryota; Viridiplantae; Streptophyta; Magnoliopsida; Ranunculales; Papaveraceae
Exons: 2
Coding region: 1-1686 (561 amino acids)
Source: RefSeq, a predicted model, not a curated record
AUGUCAUCUGAUGAGAACAAGAAAUGGAUGAAGUGUGACCGUAAGUUUGGUGAAUACAUACAAGGUGUGAGGUCAUUUAUACAGUUUGCCAAGAAUAAUGGUGGUGGGAGGGUUUUAUUUUCAUGUCCUUGUCGAAAUUGUAUGAAUGGUAAAGGUUCAGUUUCACUUAGUGAGAUAUCAUUGCAUUUGCUCAAAUAUGGUAUUUGUUUGACGUAUACAACAUGGCGUCAUCAUGGUGAAAGUUCAGUAGAAGCACGGUCAAGACAUAGGGAUAAGACUACAACAGGUAUGGAUGGGAAUGUUACAGUAGAUGUGGAUGUGGAUGGGAAUGUUACAUCUGCUAUGGAUAUGGAUGUGAAUGUCACAGAAGGAGUUGAUGUGGAUGAGAAUGUUACAGCAGGUGUGGAUGUGGAUGAGAAUGUUACAACAAAUGUGGAUGUGGAUGAGAAUGUUGGGACCAAGGGGUGUUGUAAGAAAAAGUUAUCAGCGGCCGAGCGAGCAAGAGUACCAUUGUAUCCUUCGUGUCCUAAAGGAAAGUCGGCGUUGUAUGUAGCGAUAAUGGUGAACAAAAUAAAGACUCAGUAUGCGAUUUCAGAUAAUGGUAUGACUGCAAUGUUAGAAUUGAUAAAAGAGUUGCUUCCCGAAGAAAACACCCUGCCAAGUAAGUUUCCAGAUGUCAAGAAGAUAAUUCAAGAGUUGGGGAUGGAUUAUGUAACCUACGAUGCUUGCGUGAAUGAUUGUAUACUCUAUUGGAAGGAUAAGAGUUCAUUGCUGAAGUGCCAUGUAUGUCAAGAACCGCGGUAUGUAAGAGUUUUCAAUGAUGAGAGAAAACUUACUCAAGUUGCGCAGAAGACGUUGAGACACUUUCCAAUAAUUCCAAGGCUGAAAAUAUUUUAUAGUAUACCAUGGAUAGCAGAGGCGAUGCUUUGGCAUUUUAGAGCACAGAAAGAUAUCAAUGUAAUGCGUCAUCCCGUUGACUCUUCAGCUUGGCGUUGUGCGGAUAGUUUUUGUCCAGAGUUUGCUAAGGAAGCACGAAAUGUUACUCUUGGUAUAGCAACUGACGGCUUCAACCCCAAUGGAUGCUUUGGUCUCAAUUACAGCUGUUGGCCGGUAAUUCUCUGUCCGUAUAAUCUUCCUCCUUCGAUGUGUAUGAAGAGGGAGUUUUCUAUGUUAUGUUUGUUGAUAUCAGGCCCGAGAGCACCAGGUAAAGAUAUCGAUGUUUACUUACAACCAUUGAUUGAAGAGUUGAAAGAGUUAUGGAAUGAUGGUGUUAUGACUUUCGACAGCUUCACCGGUUCUGAAUUUCUGAUGAGAGCUAGGUUGUUAUGGGCAAUUCAUGAUUUUCCAGCAUUAGGGACUCUUUAUGGAUGUGUAACUCAUGGGUAUUUUUCUUGUCCAAGUUGUGGAGAAGAAACAGAUGCUGAGUGGCUGCCAUAUAGUAAGAAGUUGUGUUAUAUGGGACAUCGAAGAUGGCUGCCAACGAAACACAAGUUUAGAGAUGAUAAAACAAACUUCAGUGGAGGAGUUGAGCAUGGUAAAGCUCCAUGGCCACUAACAGGAUUGCAAGUUCAAGAGAUGGUAGCUAAUUUGAAAAGAAAACAUGUUCGUCACUGUACAGAUGUGAUGCAUAACGAGAAGAAUAUAACUGAGCACAUUGUUAAUACUGUAUUGGGAAAUAACAAGUAA